Molecule: messenger RNA, 2313 nt
Organism: Cylindrotheca closterium
Lineage: Eukaryota; Bacillariophyta; Bacillariophyceae; Bacillariales; Bacillariaceae
Source: the annotation of a GenBank genome assembly
AUGAGACGACGGAACACAAGUAUCGUCUUUCUCUGUCUGACAUUGGUCAACGGAAGCCAAGCCUUUCAAUCAUCACAGCCUGGAGAAUCAGUAUCGUCAACCUUUCCCAAUCGAAGAAUACGGAAACGACAAUUGGAACGAAAUCAUUUUCCUGCUUCCAAUUCCAUAUUAUACGCGACACCCGUCGUCAAAGCAACAUCAAGGACUUCUCCAGCAUCCAAAACCUACAAGGUGGAAAAGAAAGUGACACAAUUGGGACGAUCGGGCAAGACAGACGAAGCCUUGGAACUCUUUCACAGCGUGGAAUGUCCCUCUACCCGGCUGGUCAAUUGCGCGAUUGAUGUGUGUGCAAGGUCCCGGCCGCCACGGCUUGAGAAAGCUAUUUCAAUACUGGAGUCGGCAGUGAAUGAAAAGAAUUUGCGGGUAAACGUUUUUACCUUUGGGUCCCUCAUGAAUGUUUGCAAUCGAGCCAGAAACUCGACCAAGGCACUGGAAUUGUUGCGAUCCUUCGAGAAAGAACAUCGGGUAGCACCCAAUGCGGUGGUCUAUUCGUCCGCCAUUUCGGCGUGUGCCCGAUCGCAUCCGCCGAAAACCAAACAGGCAUUGGAUCUUUUGAGAGAAGCCGUCGAGGAAAAGGAAUUGGAAAUGAGUGUGACGGGAUUCAAUGCCGCCAUUUCGGCGUGUGCUCAAGCGGGGGAUUGGAAGUCGGCCAUUAAACUAUUGGAGCGAAUGGAAGGAGCGAGUGAGAAGAAUGCUACUACUGCUGAAGUAGAAUCAUCACCAGCAUCAAAGGAAGAGGAAAGUGAUAGUGGUGGUGAUGAAAUGAAAAAAUUCUUGGUGCCCGAACCGGACUUUGUAACCUAUGGAACCAUCUUAUCAGCAUGCGAACGAGGAGAACAAUGGCCACUGGUACUGACGUAUGCAGAAACAAUGCAAAAUCGAGGACUAGAAUUGGAUGGAGUGGCAUUGACUUCUUGUCUUCAUGCCUGUCAACAACUGGGAUUGGCCGGAGAGGCCUUGGAAUAUCUGGAACAAAUGAAAACAGUCCACCCCGUUGUACCAAUCACUGCCAGAUUAGAACGAUCCGGUGCGAAACAGCCACUUCAGGGACCGGACGCGGUUGCCUACCGAUUGGCGAUUUCGGCAUGUGCCCGAGGCGGUGCUUGGAAGGACGGGAUCCGCCUAUUGCAAAAAUUUGAACAAGAGACUGGACAACAACCUGGCGUGGUAGCUUACACUGCCGCAAUUACAGGUUGCGAGUAUGCGGGCAAGUGGAAAGAAGCCUUUCAACUAUUGGACCGCAUGCGCAAGGCAGAUGUGGAACCCAAUGAAGUGACUAUGGCCGCAGUGAUUGGAGCUUGUGCGAAUGCGCUGCACAAUGGAGAAACAGAGCGCGAUGUGGAAGCCACAAUCACCAACAAACCUUCCGAAAGGGCUGGUGGUUCUUCCAAGCCACUGGUCCAAAAGAAAGCUCUGCAGCUCUUGAGCUUGAUGAAAAAGAUGCCCGACAUGGUGAAUCCCAAUAUUCAAGUAUACAAUGCUGCCAUUCGAGUUUGCGCCGAAGCUUGCGACCUGAAAGGAGCCUUCAAGCUUCUGGAAGAAGUGGAGGAAGCUGGAAUCGAACGCACCGAAAUCACCUAUGGUUCAAUGAUGACAGCAUGCCAGCGAGUCGGAGACAUUCAAGCUGCCAGCACCGUAUUCCAAAAGCUCAAGGAAGACGGUAUUGCUCCCAACGAAAUCAUUUACGGAGCUGCCAUUAGCUGUUGUCGCAAGUCCAAGCAAUCCGAACGGGCUCUUUUACUCUUGCGAAAGAUGUUGAAGGAGGGCCUCGCCCCCAAUAGAGCGACCUUGAAUACCGUUCUCAUGGCACAAGCGGAAGUUCGGACCAAGGCUGAUUUCGAACGAGCAGUGACAGUGUACAAACUCAUGAAAUCGCGAUUUGUCGAGGAGACGGGUCGCCCCAACCGCCAGACCUACACUAUUCUUGUGAAUCUCUUUGCAUCGUGCAAGCAGCCUUACAUGGCCGAAGCCUUUUUGAAAAGGAUGCGAGAAGAUGGCUUGAAGCCAGAUGUUGAUUUGUUCACCGCCACUGUUGCCUCGUAUGAACGCACUGGUCAACCACUCAAGGCAGUUCGAUUGAUGGAAUCCAUGCAAGAAGAUGGUUACGACUUUUAUAGUGUCAAGGUGCUCAAUUCAGCCUUCAAGAAGGCCAUCAAGUUGGUCAACAAGGUUGGCAAGACUCUGUCCUCUUCAGAAGGCGAAAACCAUUCGUUGAAGUAUGUGGAUUUGGAUGUUGACAUUGACGAGCUGUGA